Tachysurus vachellii is the source of this 3020-nucleotide messenger RNA. RefSeq names its product ectonucleoside triphosphate diphosphohydrolase 3 (gene entpd3). Bases 65 to 1603 code for a protein of 512 amino acids. Gene Ontology annotation, cellular component: plasma membrane. Gene Ontology annotation, biological process: nucleoside diphosphate catabolic process. The record is from RefSeq and is a predicted model, not a curated record. Gene Ontology annotation, molecular function: GDP phosphatase activity; UDP phosphatase activity. The transcript has 10 exons. NCBI's taxonomy places the organism in Eukaryota, Metazoa, Chordata, Actinopteri, Siluriformes, Bagridae.
ACAUGCACACACACAGCAUAGAAUCAGUCUCACAGCCACCCACACAUACAUUUGCCUGGACAGGAUGGUCAAGAAAGAAUCACAUUCAUCUGACCACCUCACUGGAGAUUCUCAUAGAAGGAUAAUGACGACUAAACUGGUAACAGCCAUAGCUGCUUUCUUUCUCUUAGCAAGUAUAGCUGUCAUUAUUGCAAUAGCUACAGUUCAGGUGAAAAAGAAGACUUACAUUUCCCCUGGACUUAAGUAUGGUAUUGUGUUGGAUGCCGGCUCAUCGAGAACCACAGUAUAUCUGUAUCAGUGGCCAGCCGAGAAAGAGAACAACACCGGGGUUGUGACCCAGACUACAAAAUGUCAGGUUGAAGGUCCUGGUAUCUCAGACAUGACUGAAGAUGCCUGGAACAGCCUUAGAAAUUGUAUGGAAGAAAUAAAGAAAGUCAUCCCUCUAAAUCAACAUAAAUCAACGGCCAUCUUUCUCGGCGCAACUGCUGGAAUGAGAUUGCUUAAACAGAAGAAUGAAGAGCAGUCCAAUGAUGUCCUGCAAGCCAUGGACAAAUAUCUUCGUUCAUUGCCAUUCGAUUUCCAUAAUGCUUCCAUCAUCUCAGGUCAGGAAGAAGGGCUGUAUGGGUGGAUCACUGUCAACUACCUGAUGGGAAACUUCUUGGAGAAAAAUAUAUGGAAUGCUUGGGUUCAUCCUCAUGGAGCACAGACCGUGGGGUCACUGGACCUGGGUGGAGCCUCCACUCAGAUCGCCUUCACUGCCCCAUCUGAUGCCACAGGAACAGAUCUCAUCAGAAUUUCUCUCUAUGGCUAUGAAUACAAUGUAUACACACACAGCUUCCUGUGCUAUGGCAAAAAUGAGGCUGAAAAAAAAGUUUUGGCAGAGCUUGUAAAGAUGUCCUCUGAUUGGUCACGUAUAAAUCACCCAUGCUACCCUCUUGGCUUCAGCAACAGCAUGCUUGGAAAAGACAUAUUUGGCAGCGAGUGUACAAAGCUUAGUAUUCCGUCUCGAUAUGCCCCUGAGAGGUCCUUCACUUUCAUUGGACAGAGUGAUCCUUCCAAGUGCAAAAGUAUUGUCAAGAGGAUUUUUGACCUGAAGUCCUGUACUCGGAAAGAAAACUGCUCAUUUAAUGGAGUAUACCAACCACCUGUGACAGGUGACUUCAUGGCCUAUGCAGGAUUUUACUACACAGCAGGGACUCUGAAUUUGAAGGGCUCUAACAGUCUGGAGAAGUUUAACUCCACCAUGUGGUCAUUCUGCUCAAUGGAUUGGCAAACACUCAAGAAAAACUACAACAUUACAGAAAAACACUUAAAAUCUUAUUGUUACUCUGCAAACUAUGUUCAUACAAUUCUUGCAGAUGGAUACAAGUUUAAUGCUGGCAACUGGGAAACACUUGACUUUCAGAAGGAGGUCAACAAGACAAGUAUAGCCUGGUCCUUGGGCUACAUGCUAGCUCAGUCUAACAUGAUCCCUGCAGAGGCAAAGCUCUUGAAGCUACCCAUUUCCAACAGUGUGUUUGUUACUCUGCUCUUCCUGUUCUCCGCUCUCACCAUCAUCACCCUUAUGUUCCUCAUCAUCACGCUGGUGCGGAUCUUUUACUGAUGUCUCUGAAAGCCUGUCUCAGGAGCAUUUGUGCAGCAGCACUAUAAAAAAAGCACAACAAAAUGCAGGAAAACAUAUGUUUACCAUGCUGUCUGUGCCACUAGUUCAGCUAUUCCUGACAGGGCUCAGAAACAGGUUCUCACCACAAUAUUCACUGCCUGAAGUCUUGACAUCUCUACCAAAGAGAUGCACAAUAGCACAUGUAGCCUCUGAUAUAUUAUUGCAGCUAAAUGAGGGAUUACUCUUUAUUGCCAGAAUACAAAAUAAAAUAUAGCUUUUACGAUGAUUUAAUACUGAGAAAGAGGUCAAAGGAUUUCUAGAUUUGCUGACUGUGUUUAGAUUUUAUGACUUCAGUGUCAUGCGCCGUGUAGCUAAGACGCUUAAAAGGAAAUAAAGAGAAUGUGUUUAAAUUGAAUGGGCUUUAAAAAAAAAAAUGAGCAUUUACCAAUCAUACAUUUUAUAUGGCACAUGUCACAAAUGUUCAUGUAAUUCAAAUGACUCUACAUGAUUAUUAUUGUAACUAAAUUGAUCAAAACAACUUGACAUUAUUCAGUUUAAACAUGCUUUUACUAUGCUUCAAUAUGUGAAUCACUGCUUAAGGCAAAGUUGUGUGAGAUUGUGCUAGAUUUUUCACAAUGGUGACAGAUCUUAAAUCUAUAUUUAAAUCUAUUUCAAUUCAUACUGGAAUACUACGGUAAUAAGAGGCAACAGCAAUACUGUAGAAUUGUGAUAGUAUGUAUAGUAUUGUUCCAUAUGCUUUUUGGAAAGAGAAAGUCGUUAAAAGGAUUUAUCAUAUUUAGAAAGUCCAGAAUUAAUAUUUACUAAGUGAUUGUACUUGCCAGUGCUACUACUAAAGCUAUUGAUCUGUAACCACUUCAUUGAUGUGUUUUCUAUAUUGAAUGUGUUGCAACAGAAAGGCUCUAAUUUGUGGUUUUAUUUUAGAGCAAUAUAACAAACCAAGCCAAAGUGAUAAAUAGUAACCUGUAUAAAAGAACUCUACAUGUAGCCUUUAAGAACUUUCAGGUUAAUGUUCUGUGCAAACCUGCCUUAUAACGCACUACUAAACCCAAAAUAAUACUAAUCCAUUAAAGAAAAGAAAGAUAGUGGAAACAUGCUUUUCCAGCUUUAACAUUUUGAAAAAGGUUUACAUGGUGUUUUCAACAGAUCUGUACAUCUUAUUGGUUAAGAAGUAAAAAAUAAAUAAAAAUAAAAAAAAAAAUAGAAAAAAAAGGAAAAGGUUAAAGGUCCAUAGAUCACGCUGAAAAAUUAUAUUGCACAGGACACUGUUAUCUCCUAUCACAAUGAAGAAAGCAUACAUUUUUGUUGUUUUUUAUGUUUGCCUUGUUGUCUUGCACUGUGUGUUUUAAAUAGGUUUGAAUGCAUGUUACAUUUCAAUGCACAUUUUAGUGAAAUGAUA